Hippoglossus stenolepis (Pacific halibut) is the source of this 10606-nucleotide messenger RNA. It is a transcript of the gene rev3l, whose product is annotated as REV3 like, DNA directed polymerase zeta catalytic subunit. Gene Ontology annotation, cellular component: nucleus; zeta DNA polymerase complex. The transcript has 32 exons. Lineage: Eukaryota; Metazoa; Chordata; Actinopteri; Pleuronectiformes; Pleuronectidae. Gene Ontology annotation, molecular function: DNA-directed DNA polymerase activity; DNA binding; nucleotide binding. The coding region runs from base 512 to 9649 and encodes 3045 amino acids. Gene Ontology annotation, biological process: error-prone translesion synthesis; double-strand break repair via homologous recombination. The record is from RefSeq and is a predicted model, not a curated record.
GGUUAGCUAACGUGGGGUUAGCCUGUUAUGGCAGCGGAGGGAGAAACAACGGAGGGGCUGUCUGAUUACACGGGACUGGCGAAGACUAGUUCUGGGACGUGAUUCGGAAAGAUAACGCCACAUACCGGAAGCCCGGGGAACGUCUUCCUGGCUGGAAACCAAAACAGUAGAGAGAGAGCCUCAAAUCACCGGACAGCCACAGUUAGUGCAACAUGGACCCGGCAGCCGCGGAGCGUCCGACAUUCACCGGCCGCCGUCGAGUGUAGUUCUCCGCAGCCGCAGUCUGACUUCAGCGGCUGGAGCCACGAGAAUCUUUGUUCGGUUUUUUUUUUUUUUCCUCCAUGGGACACGGUCGGGCUUCCCCGCCGCGUUGUCGUUGUUUCCCCGCCGCUGACAGCUCUCCCCUCGGUUGGUAUCGACUGGCCGACGAGCCCCCCGCAUCGCAUGGACUCCUAACAGGAGUUUGUUGGCUUUUCUGUGGGUCGGCUCCUCUCUGACGGACGCGGCAGUCAUGUUUGCGGUGCGCAUCGUCACCGCGGACUUCUAUCUGGCGAGACCCGUGAAGGACCUGGACGUGUGCUACUCCGACUUCAGGGAGAGCGACGUGAAGAGAGUGCCGGUGGUGCGGAUAUUCGGAUCAACGCCCGCAGGUCAGAAGACAUGUCUUCACAUUCAUGGUGUGUUCCCUUACAUCUACGUGCCAUACGAUGGCUACGGGCAGCAGUCAGAGCGCUACCUGCGGCAGGUGGCCUUCAGCAUCGACAGGGCCAUCAAUGUUGCCAUGGGAAACCCAUCCUCCAGCAUCCAGCAUGUCUUCAAAGUGGUGCUGGUCUCUGGCAUGCCUUUCUAUGGCUACCACGCCAAAGAGAAGCACUUCAUGAAGAUCUAUCUGUUCAAUCCUCAGAUGGUCAAAAGGGUGUGUGAGCUGUUGCAGAGUGGUGCAGUGAUGAACAAAAGUUACCAGCCCAACGAGGGCCACAUCCCCUUCCUGCUGCAGUUCUUUAUAGACUACAACCUGUACGGCAUGAACCUGGUUAACUUGGGAGCUGUCAAGUUCCGCAGGAGCCCGAACAAAGUAGCCCCAGACAGGCAGACGUCCAGCAGUGGUCCCAGAAUUAGCCCCUGGAAGAGCCCCUGCACCUCCAAGCUCAACGACAGCACCCUGGGGGGCACGUUUGUCCGCUGGGAGGAGAAUGCCCUACCCUGCUCAUUAGUCCUGGAAGAGGUGGAGAAGCAAAGCACUUGUGAGCUGGAGGUUGAUGCUGUAGCUGUAGACGUCCUCAACCGCCUGGAAAUUGAAAAUCAGAUUGGCAGGAACCCCGGCCUUCAGGCUAUCUGGGAGGAUGAGAGGCUGAGGAGGAGAGAGAAGAACCAGGCCACCCAGAUAGAAACCCCUGAGUCACAAGAUCGUGGUUCCGUCACUUCAACAGAGAGCGAGAAAAUCUUCAUGAAGAGGUUUAAGGAGAUCCUGAAAGAGAACGAGUUUGACGUGACACAAGCUUCAUCCAUGGCUGACGAGGAGGAGGACCAAGAGGAUUUUCUCGCUGACCUCACUCUCCAUUCAGAUGACCUGACUCCAGAGGGACUACCCUGUACCCCUGCUAACGCUGUGGAGGUGCACAGGGACUCUCAGCCAGACUCAGUGAGAAGCAGUGGUAAAAUCCCUGAGGAGGCUGUGGUUGAUGAGGAGGCCAUCUUGAGUCUUCUGGAGAACAGUCAGACCUUCCUCCCGCUCUCCCAAACGUCCAACCACUCACCUCUGUUAGACAGCAGCCAAGACCAUGCCAUCAUCGAUCUGCUGGCAGGCCUGGAGGACGAUGGUUUCUCCAUCGGGCAGAAUUCCCAGUCUCUACCUGGUGCCAGAAGUUACCACUGCAACAGUGAUGAGGAGGAGGAAAGUCCGGAGUUGGACAAAGAAGAGGCAGAGCUCAGCAUGAUUAUGUCACAACGAUGGGACAACAAGGCCCCUGAGAGUUCAUCAUUACCAAGGCCGGGUGUGAAGGAGGCAGAGGACGGCUUCAGUGAGGAGCAGCAGGAUUCCUCUGAUGAAGACAUGGAAUGGAGUGGGAAUAACUCUCUGUUCGCCAACCUGUCCAUUCCCCAGCUCGACGGGGCGGCAGAUGAGAGCAGCGAUUCAUCCUUAACGGAGAGUAGUCCGAGGUCCCAAUCGUCUCUCAUAGUCACAGAAAAGAUGCUUGGGAAAAGAAAUCCCUUCCCUGGGGAGACAGUCUGCCUGGAACCACCUUCUUCGGCUAAGAUCCUUCUGGAGUGCAAGCACCCUGAGCACAGACCAGUUCAUAUGCUGGACACAGAGCAACCUCUUGACAAGCACUUUCAAUCAAAAAGCUGCCAGGAUAGCAGUAGUGAAUGUUCAACAGGGUUCAAGGUUAAUAAAGGAAUCCCCUACAUCCCACCAGUCAAGCACCCGAUCCCCUGCAAAAUAGUCAAUCACCCCGAGGUGUCUCCUAUCUGUGUUAACAAAGAGGACAUGCGUCCCAUUUACUCCUAUGACAAGGAACCCUCUAUAGCCUUGGAUAAUACAGAUCUAGAAAGUUUCCCAUUUGGUAAUGGAAAGGUGGCCAAAAGUAGGAAGAAGUAUGACAGCAUAAAGAAUGUAGAAACCAACUGUCUCUCCAUUCUUCAGAACCACAGGACCUUCUCUCUGUGUUACUCAGAGCUGAGAAACUGCUCAUUGAAGACAGAUUUGGAGUUAAGCCAGAAGGACAAUAAAAGCCCCAUCAUAAGGAACAUGUCCUCAGCCCCGUCACCCAUGGAGGAGGAUGAGUUCCUUGAUCCUCAGCAGGAAGAAAUGGGCCAGGACAGUGAGGAGGGAGAUGUUGGUGAACUCAAAAUCAGGUACGAGGACUAUCAGGAAAAUAAGACGGAGAGGACUAUUGUGGCCCAGCAGGAAGCACACUACAAGUUCUUUCCCAGUGUCAUCCUCUCAAACUGCCUCAGUAGGAAGAAAGUUGGGAACAAAAAGUUGACUCCUGCAGAUUCCUGCAGUAAACUAGUAGAGGCCCAGCCUCGCAGGUCUAGGCUAAAAGUGACAAAAAAAAGGUUAGGAAUGACAGGACAAAAGAAUACAUUUAACAUAGUUGAAAGCUCUACCUCUGACAGCCAGAUUACCACUAGCUUCACCUCAAACACGUCUGCUUGUACACAGACUGUGGACACAGAGAUGCCAAAUUCAGAUGAAAAGUCAAACGAGGCUGAGCCACUGAAAGAUGGGCUCAUCACAGAUGAAAAGCCAAACACAGAAGAUGAACCAGAAACAAAUGAGAAGUGUAUAGAUGAAAGGACAGAGCAGUUUUCACAGCCGCCUGCCACCAACUCCGCCACUGUUUUCUGUUUUUCUGAGGAGAGUAGAGAAGCUGCAGAGGAUAGGUUAAGCCCAUUUCUAGAUAAUGUCACCUAUACCACACCUUCAGCCCUUCCCGGGAGUAAAUACACUCUGAGGGCCAAACGGAAGAUGAUUUAUGACAGUGAGGAUGGAGAACAAUCAAGUUCAAUUCCUUCUAAAAAUGCAGCUUCAGUCAAGGGUAGCAAGCUCAAGGGCAGCAAUGUCUGCAGUGGGCCGGAAGUAAAAUACCAGAAACGGUGCAAGAAAGAACCCCCUGUCAUCAUCAAGUACAUUAUUAUCAACAGGUUUAAAGGACAGAAAAAUAUGCGGGUGAAAAUGUCCAAAAUAAAUCCUGAGGAGCAGUUGGUGUUGCUGACACCAGAUAAGCUACAGCUGUACAAUAAAAUGGCUCCUCUCAGAGAUUUUUGGCCCAAGGUGCCAGAAUCCACUGCAGUCAGGUUUCCUAUCAUUGAGCCAAAGGCCAAGAAACAGCCCAAAAGAAAAGCAAAGGUCAACUCCACCAGUAAGAAAACAUUCAGCAUCUCCACUAAACCUAAAGUCAGGAUGGGGGAAAGUGUUAAAAGGACUAAAGGUUGUCAGCGAGGCCCAAUUCUAUCCUCUCUACUACCGCCCAGGCCGUCUUACUGUGAGCAAGUUGAUGACCAGGACAUUGAGUAUACAGAUGUCAUGGCCGAGUUGGGUUACCUCUCUGAUAGAUCCCCAAGCCCUACAGACUCAACUCCUCCACGUUGUUGGUCCCCAAGUGACCCUUUUAUGGACAGCUCCAAGCAGCUGAUAAACCCACUCAGUGACCCGUCUCUUAGUUCUACUUUUCCAAAGUCAAGCACUGUGUCUUCAACCAAACGAGCACAAAAUAAGUGUAGAACUGUCAGAUCUAAGAAAGCCGCGGAUAGUAAAAGAAAAAUUAGCAAGUCAGUUACUAAGCCUCCAGAGGAACAAGAGCCCCAAAAAGAGAAGCUAAGGCAAAGGAAUGUUGGUGCUCCAAGGCAGAAUAAAAAGGCUAAAGAUGUUGCUGAAGGUACAGUCAACAGUUCUACAACUACUACAAAACCUAAAAGGUCUCGCAAAAAGAAGCCUGAGGAACCCAAAAGUCAUGAGUUAAGUAAAGACAGCUCGCAGCUCCUUUUCCCAGAAGAUGACCUCCCUCCCUCUGAGAACUCCUCUCAGGAGGUCACUUCAUUUCAGCAGCCAGUGAGCACAGAUUGCAACAACCAGGGCACUUCCCAGCCAACAUCUACAUCAGACUCCAAUUCAGUUGCUCAGUCAUUAGAACCAAAGGUUGAGGACUAUGAGACUUCAAUAACGGAAGUAAACCAAAGCUUUUCACCACCUAUUCAGCUGAAGCAACAAAGUUGCCAGACCACUGUGGUAAAGGCAGAAGCCUCACAGGAGGAGUGCACAGCUCCUACACCUCCUCUGCUUGGUCGACUUUUACCGGAAGACAAUAAAGAUCCCCAAGCAGCAGUAACCUCCCCACACUCAGGCCUUAAAAAUGGGGAGACCCCACCACUUCAUGAGAACCCUUCUGGCUUGGCUGUUCUCAAGCAGCUUCUCCAGAAGAGGCAGCAAGCACAGACCCUUCCCCUACAAGUGGUUGGUACAGAGAGCCACUACACUGCCAUAGCUCAAGCUGCGGCACUACUAGAUCCUACAACUAAACCAGCUAAAACCAGAAAAGCUCCCUCCACCACUAAUCGUAAACCAAGGGUCCCAAAAUCUACCACCCCUAAGGAUAAAAAGCCCAGAAUUAGGAGAAGCAAGAUGAGCAAUACUCAGCCAAAUGUUCCAGACAAGGACAGUAUGUCAGAUGACUACCCCCUCAUUAUGUCAGACCCAGGUCUGGACACCUGCAACUUAAUAGAGGACAGCUUGUCACCAGAGCUCCCACACAACUAUAACUUUGACAUAAAUGCUAUUGAUCAGACGGAAUUCUCCAGCCCUUAUAGUGGUAGCCAAUUUGUCCUGACUGAUAAAAACUUACCAGUGAAGUUCCUAAGUGAUGUUAGCCAGGAAGCUGUAUCAGCUCAGACACUGGACAUUGAGAAAAACAAUGAUAGGUUGUUUGGUUAUGGAGAUGAGCUCCAAAGGAUUUCUGAUUGGCACAAAGCAAGGCCUGCCAGUCCUGACCUCUUUGAUAGAUCUGAGAACAGGGUGCCUGUAACUAAUCACCUCACAUUUCUUGACUCUGAGAGAAUCAAGAGCAAAGAGUGGGACUUCUCUUUAUGUAAAGCCCAAACCCUCAGCCCCUUUCAAGACUUUCACUGUGAGAGAAAAGAGCUGCUCUUCUCAGUUUUUGAUCCUGUCCUACCACUACCUUUAAGUUCAGCAUCCUUUCUUGACCAUGAGGGCUCACCAACAGGGGAAUUUUUGGAAGGCACUGACGGACUCACCUCCACCACACCUAGUAGCUCCCCCCGAUCCAUCGGCUCAGUGUCCCAGGUGAGGGCAAGCCAGCUGCCACGGGGGGCAGGAGGUGGAGCCCACAUUCUCAAGCCCCUCAUGUCCCCUCCAAGCCGGGAAGAGAUCUUCAACACUCUGCUGGACCUGGAGAUAUCGGAGGCUACCUUCCAGGAGCCCUUCUGCAGCGACCCGUCUGAUGCCCCUGGGAAACCCAUGGAGGUUGGUGGCCGUAAACUAACGGUGGGUACCAGACUGGCAAAGGAGCUAUCUGAGUUCAGUGGAGACCUGUCUUUGGAGGGCCUCCAUUUCUGGAAAACAGCCUUCUCAGUCAUGACACACCCUCCCACCACUAUUACCUCAUCUUCCCAAGCCCAGGGAGCUGAACCCUCAGUGGCAAGUAAAGAUCAGGCUGAGUCUGACCCUUCCUCAGCCAGUGACAAGAAGGUCAUUCUCCUGCCUUGCAAAAACCCACCAAACCGAGAGCAUGUGUGCCAGUGGCUGGAAGCCAAGAAACAGUACGAGUGUUUACAAAAAUGGCGGAGAGACACAGGGCUGCUGAAUAACGACAGGGCUGGGUUGAAUGUUGAGGAGGAAAACCCAGAAAAUUCCGUGCAGCCGUCAGCUUCCUGCUGCUCUGCAGUGACGUUUGAGCUGUGUGGGAACCUUUCCAGCAUCAGAAGUCAAAGGAGAAAGAAAAGGAGCCUGUCCCUAAUCAUGUCUCCUAUGAAGAACACAGGCUGUCUAAGUAAAUCCUCAGAAGAAAGUCCAGUUUCAGAUGAAGGUGCUGUGGAUCUUGAGCGGGAGGAGGAACAAGGAAAAGACACUGAUGACGACGACGAUGAUGAUAAUAAAGCUUCAUCUCCAGAGUCACCAGAGCUGCCUCCAUGGCAGCAGUCCUGUCAGCCCAGCCCCUCAGGCCCAGAGCAGCUCAGCGAAAAAAGGGAAAGUGAAAACUCUCCAGAACCACUGUCACCGAGGCUCUCUAACUCCCUGGAGAGACUAGGAGACAACUACAGUCUCUCACCCCUUCAUCGUAGUAAUAUGGACGAGGGAAGGACGAGUCCACAUCUUCUUCACAGUACCCCCUUCCUAAGGAGGAGACAGAGAAGAGAGGAAAAGUUGGAGCUAGUGUGCAGUACGCCCAUAUCUGAGGAGAAUCCCAUUUCUGAGAGACUCCAGCAGAAGAGGAGAAGCCAGACAGGCGCCCUGAGAAGAGUGUUGCUGACCACACAGAUACAGAACCAGUUUGCUGCUUUGAAUGUGCCAAAGAAAGAGACCUCUCAGAUUGAAGGGCCCAGCAUAGCCAACUCCUAUGGCUUCAAAGUCAGUAUGCAGAACUUGCAGGAUGCCAAAGCUCUGCAUGAGGUCCAGUACCUAACACUGAUGGGCAUGGAGCUCCAUGCAAGGACCCGCCGUGACCUCGAACCUGACCCUGAGUUCGACCCCAUAUGUGCCUUAUUCUACUGCCUCAGUUCUGAUGUUCCCCUGCAGAGUAUAGAAAGCACCGUUCUAACUGGUGCCAUUGUGGUGGACAAAGAUUGUCAAAAUUGUGAUCAAGGUGACAAACGAACAGCGCCCCUGCUGGUCAGGUCGGGCGUCUCUGGGCUGCAGGUUAAAUAUGCCACCGAUGAGAAGAUGCUGUUUCAGGAGCUGAUUUCUAUAAUGAGGAGGUAUGACCCUGAUAUCCUGCUGGCAUACGAGGUGCAGAUGCGUUCCUGGGGCUACCUGUUCCAGCGGGCGGCGGUGCUUGGUGUGGGCCUAUGUCAGCAGCUGUCACGUGUGCCAGGUGACUCCGUAGAGAACCGCUUCACUGCAGACAGGGACGAGUACGGAGCCGACACCAUGACUGAGAUCAACAUCAUCGGACGCAUCACCCUCAACCUGUGGAGGGUGAUGAAGACUGAGGUGACAUUGAACAACUACAGUUUUGAGAAUGUGGCUUUCCAUGUGCUCCACCAGCGCUUCCCCCUGUACAGCCCCCGCACACUGUCUGACUGGUUUGACCACAACACAGACUUAUACAGGUGGAAGAUGGUUGACCACUACGUGAGCAGAGUGCGCGGCACCAUGCAGCUUCUGCAGCAGCAGGACAUCAUCGGCAGAACCAGUGAGCUGGCAAGGCUGUUCGGGAUUCAGUUCUACCAUGUUCUGACCCGAGGAUCCCAGUACCGCGUUGAGUCCAUGAUGCUACGUGUGGCCAAGCCUCUGAACUACAUCCCCAUCACACCCAGCGUCCAGCAGCGAGCCCAGCAGAGGGCGCCUCAGUGCAUCCCACUGGUGAUGGAGCCUGAGUCGCGCUUCUACAGUAACUCGGUGGUUGUGCUGGACUUCCAGUCACUCUAUCCCUCCAUUGUCAUCGCAUACAACUACUGCUACUCCACCUGCCUGGGCCACAUGGACAGUCUGGGAACGCCUGAUGAGUUUAAGUUUGGCUGCACCUCUCUGAGAGUUCCUCCUGAGCUUCUUUACCAGCUCCGCAACGACAUCACUGUGUCACCCAAUGGCAUCGCCUUCGUCAAGUCCUCAGUGCGUAAAGGAGUCCUGCCCAGCAUGCUGGAGGAAAUCCUCAACACAAGGAUCAUGGUGAAGCAGUCAAUGAAAAGCUACAAGCAGGAUAAAGCCCUCAUGAAGCUGCUUGGUGCCCGACAGCUUGGACUCAAGCUCAUUGCCAACGUCACCUUCGGCUACACUGCAGCCAACUACUCUGGCCGCAUGCCCAGUGUUGAGGUUGGAGACAGCAUCGUUCACAAAGCCAGAGAAACCCUGGAGAGAGCCAUCAAAAUGGUCAAUGACACGAAGAAAUGGGGAGCGCGUGUUGUGUAUGGUGACACAGACAGCCUGUUUGUUUUGCUGAAGGGAGCCACCAAAGAGCAGGCGUUUAAGAUUGGCAACGAGAUCGCUGAGGCAGUGACUGCAACCAAUCCCAAACCUGUCAAGCUCAAGUUUGAAAAGGUGUACCUCCCCUGUGUACUGCAGACAAAGAAGCGCUACGUGGGAUACAUGUAUGAAAGCCUCGACCAAAAGGAACCCGUGUUUGACGCCAAAGGGAUCGAGACAGUGCGCCGCGACGGCUGCCCCGCUGUUUCCAAGAUUCUGGAGCGUUCCAUUAAGCUGCUGUUUGAGACGCGGGACAUCAGCCAGGUGAAACAGUUUGUGCAGCGUCAGUGUGUGAAGGUCCUGGACGGUCGGGCCAGCAUGCAGGACCUGACCUUCGCCAAGGAGUACAGAGGCACUGGCUCGUACCGGCCCGGAUCCUGCGUCCCUGCACUGGAGCUCACCAGGCGUAUGAUGGUGCAUGACCGUCGACUGGAGCCCCGUGUGGGGGAGCGGGUGCCCUACGUGGUCGUGUACGGGAUGCCCGGCUUGCCCCUCAUCCAGCUGGUGCGUCGGCCGAUGGACGUUCUGCAGGACCCCAGCCUCCGCCUCAACGCCACCUACUACAUCACCAAGCAGAUCCUGCCGCCGCUGGCCCGCAUGUUCCAGCUGAUCGGAGUGGACGUGUUCAGCUGGUACCAGGAGCUGCCCAGGAUCCAGAAAGCCUCCUGCUCUGCAGCUGCCGGAGGAGAGGAAGCAGGGAGGAAGGGAACCAUUUCUCAGUACUUCACCACGCUCCAUUGCCCCGUGUGUGACGAGCUGACCCAGCUGGGCGUGUGCUCGCGGUGCCGUGCUGAACCCCAGAGAGUUGCUGUCACACUCUACCAGGACAUCAGGCAGUGGGAGAGUCAGCAGGACCAGCUGCUGAAGGUCUGCAGGAACUGCAGCGGCUGUGCAGAGCGGCAGGUUCCCUGUGUGUCCCUGGACUGUCCUGUCCUUUACAAGCUGGCCCGGGUCAACAGACAGCUCUCCAAGGCCCCCUACCUCCGACAGCUGCUGGAGCAGUUCUGAUUGGCUCCUGAACACAGUGCUCUCUGCUGAUUUGGUGCUAACUGUUGCCCCCCCACCCCAUCUCAGUGUUUGAUUGUCAAUUCAGUUGUAUAGUUAAAAUGGUGCUUUGAUUAAACCCUGUUGGGUUUUCAUCGUCUUGUAACUGUUACUUGCUAUUCAACCGUUUUUCUGCGUUUGCAGACUGUCUGGUUUGAGCCUCCUGAGUGUGGGAGGGGCUCCCUCCCCCUCAGGGUUCUGUUCGUCUUCAUCCUUGUUUGCUGCCAUCUCCAUUAGCUGCUGUUGGCUGAGUGAAGCUGAUGUGUGGGGUGACACAGCUGCAGACUGCCUGUCAUGGAACUACGUGCAGUCCAGUCAACAAUGACUUGUUGUCUCUUGAUAGCGCAGAAGCAGUUGGAAGUCUUUUAAGGAGCUCCUUACAAAUCUCAAGACAACAUUCUGCAUUUCUAUAUGACGACUGCAGGCAUGUAAAUACUUCCUGUACAUCUCCAUCUAUGACCCCACUGUUCACUAGCACCAGAGAAACUCUAGCUCUGGCCAUGAAUGCAAUCAAACUGUCUUUAUGCGUUCUGUUGUUCAUUCAUUUCACUUCGAUUGUACUGAUGUCCAUUUUGGCAGAUUUGACACGUCAAACUCUCUUCAGAGUGGAAACUGAUACUAUUUCAGUUUUUUUAAAUCUGGGACUGUUGCAAUACUGUAUUUUGAUAAUGUAUGUCAUGAAGAGUAUUAUUUCCCUGUGCAUAUGGUUUUGUUUACAUUACCAAGUUUCUGUGCAGAAAAAAAGCUGUCAUCAAACUCUGUAAAGUCCUGAUGUUCAGUUCUACAUACAGCCAUACACAGGAUCUGUCUAUUUGUAUAAAUGUAAAUAGUGAUUAUGAAGGAGGUGUUUCUGUGUUUUUAAUGGACAUUGCUGUAGGUGGAGGUUUGAGAUUGAUAUAAUAAAAAGUCAAUGUAUCUGAA